Dunckerocampus dactyliophorus (ringed pipefish) is the source of this 1590-nucleotide messenger RNA. RefSeq names its product G patch domain containing 11 (gene gpatch11). Gene Ontology annotation, cellular component: kinetochore. The transcript is spliced from 7 exons. Gene Ontology annotation, molecular function: nucleic acid binding. Lineage: Eukaryota; Metazoa; Chordata; Actinopteri; Syngnathiformes; Syngnathidae. The coding region runs from base 137 to 979 and encodes 280 amino acids. The record is from RefSeq and is a predicted model, not a curated record.
UUAAACUAAAAGAAGAAGAAGAAGAAGUAGUCGGAAUGUAUUGUCGACGAACCAAACAUUAGCGGAACCAGUACCGACACUCCAAGAAGGGAUUAAAGCGUACAGUUUUAGUUUUUUUUCCUUUGUUAUUUUCAUAAUGUCGGACGAGGAAGAGGAUUAUAUGUCCGAUGCUUUCCUCAAUCAAAUACAAGACGUCAAACCAGGUGUCUCCAUGGUGAGGCGAGUAAAAGAAGCCAUAAAAAGGGAGGAAAAGCACAAACAGAACAACAUUAAAAACCGUCAAAAAACCUACAAAGAGCAAGAAAAGGAAAGUCGUGAAGCAGCUUUGCAGAGCUCCAUUACCAAUGACAAUAAGGGAUUUGCACUUUUGCAGAAAAUGGGUUACAAAGCUGGACAAGGCCUUGGAAAACAAGGGGCCGGCAGAGUUGAUCCAAUUCCACUGAAUAUUAAAACGGAUAGAGGUGGAAUUGGCAUGGAAGAGGCAAAGAAGAGAAAAGCUGAGGAGGAACUGGAGCAGUAUCGGAAGAAAGUACAGGCCAAACAACAGAAUGAAACCAAAUCGCUGGAAGAUUUCAGAUCGAGGGUUCGGACUGAGAGAGAGGAGCGAAAGAUUGAGGGAGACCUCAGAAGAAGUCAGCGAGCCUGUGAGCAGUUAGAUUCUCAAAAGGGCAUCACAGUCCCUCAGGAAGAAUGGUACUGGCCUAAAGUCCAGGCUGAAGAAGAGGUGGAUUGUCUUCAGGAGGACGACGAGGAAGAGGAUAUUGCGGAAUUAACUUCCUUUGACCAACUGCAAAUUUUGACAUCGUAUUUAAGAGGAAUCCAUUUUUACUGCAUAUGGUGUGGAACCACCUUUAAUGGUAAGUUAACAUUACAUUUGUUGUUGUUUAUUACCUUUGUUGACCAAAAUGUUUCCCUCUUUUCAGACGAAGAAGACCUGUUCUCUAACUGUCCUGGGGAUACAGAAGCAGACCAUGAAUGAACUUUGCUAAAAAUGUGUGCAGUAGUUACAAGCACAAGGCUUUUACGUUGUAAAACAGACAAUAAAAAUUGGUACCUAAUAAGGCAAAAUAAUGGGGUGUGGAACAAAACUGGUUUUACACCCUAAUUGACUAUUUACAUUAACCUACUUACUUUUUCCAAUUUUGGAAAUGUUUUGGUAAAUACUGGAUGAUGCUUUAGAUUCAAGAGAGUUUUAUUGUCAUGUGCAUGGUAAAACAGCAGUUAUACCAUGCAAUGAAAAUCUUAUUCUGUUCAUUCUCCCAAGAAAAGAAAGAAAACAAAUGAAAGAAUAAGAACAUAAGAAACAUAAACACAUAAACAUAUAUACCAAUAAAUUAAGCAACAACAACAGACGAGACAUUAAUACAAGUAAAUAAUACAAAUAAAUAAAUAAAUAAAGUGCUAUGAGUGUGUGCGUGUGUUGCGUGCGGCGUGUGCGAGUGCUUCGUUGAGGAGCCUGAUGGCCUGUGGGUAAAAACUGUUUGCCAGCCUUGUGGUCCUGGACUUCAAACUCCUGUAGCGUCUGCCUGACGGUAGGAGUGUGAAUAGUGAGUGUUGUGGAUGUGUGCUGUCCUUGAUGAGGUUGUGUGU